AUGAAAAUGUUAUUUUAUUUACAGAGCACUAAGCAAGAACUAUCCAAUUAUUUAGGAUUUUCUAGUCUUCCCAAUCAAGUUCACAGAAAAUCUGUGAAAAAAGGAUUCGAAUUCACAUUAUUGGUGGUGGGUGAAUCUGGGUUGGGUAAAUCCACUUUGAUCAACAGUUUGUUUCUAACCGAUCUGUAUCCUGACAGAUAUGUACCAGAAGCUAAAGAGAAAAUAGAACAGACUGUUUCAAUAACCACAUCCACUGUAGAAAUAGAAGAAAAGGGAGUAAAGCUGAGAUUAACUGUUGUGGAUACACCAGGAUUCGGAGAUGCUAUUGAUAAUACUGAUUGUUUCACUUCCAUUAUUCAGUACAUUGAAGAUCAGUUCGAAUGUUUUCUGAGAGAAGAAAGUGCGCUAAAUAGAAGGAAUAUUGUCGAUACUCGAGUUCACUGCUGUUUUUAUUGCAUUUCUCCAUUCGGACACGGUCUUAAGCCACUCGAUAUUGCUUUCAUGACACAUCUUCACAACAAGGUUAAUCUUAUACCUCUAAUUACAAAAGCGGAUGCUCUGACUAAGACAGAGUUAACUAAACUGAAAGCUAGAAUAAUGAGAGAAAUAGUAGACAAUGGUAUUCGAAUCUACGAUUUUCCUGAUUGCGAUUCUGAUGAAGAUGACGAAUAUAAACAACUAGUCUGCGAGUUAAAAGAAGCCACGCCAUUUGCCGUUUCUUCCGCUUUGCAAACAUAUGAAGUAAGAGGCAAUAAAGUAAGAGGUAGAGCUUAUCCUUGGGGAAUACUCGAUAUAGAAAAUACAGAACACAGCGAUUUUUCAAAAUUAAGAUCGAUGUUAAUAACCCAUAUGCAAGAUUUACAAGAAGUUACUCAUGAGCUUCAUUACGAAACAUAUCGUUCGGAUCGUCUAGCAGACAAAGGAGCCACUGUAUGGCGCAAAACACCUGUUCGACCAGAAGAAACGGAGAAAAUCUUGAAAGAGAAAGAAGCCGAACUAAGCCGUAUUCAAGGCAUUUUAACUAGAAUGCAAAUGCAAAAAGAAAGUAAAACCUCCACCAAUUAUUAAAAAUAUUCACUAUUGAUUUAAAAAAGUUAAAAUUCUUAAGAGAAACCGAUUCACUAGAUACAAAAUUUAAAAAUUUUGUUAAUUCACUAUUAAACAAAUAAAGAAAUUCAUUCAAAAUUUGAAAUAAAAGUAUUAUUUUUUUUUGGAUUUCAAAAAAAUUUCAGAUUUCUUCAUUCCUUGAAUAAAAAGCUGCAGAAUUGUCUUGCGUUUUAUUUGUAGUUCUUCCAUAGCUAACAGAACAAUGACCUUAUACAGAAAAUUUCUACCUUACCUUGUAUAAAAUUGGAAAAGAUUAAACAGAGAAUAGAACCGGAAUGGAAAUUUAAACGAUAGGCGCAAAAAACUAGGCGUUACUUUAGCUAAGCAGAACAGAACAUUAAGAAAGAAAAAUGAAGAAAAGUUUACGUGAAGCAAAAUAUGAAUAAAGUCUAGCAGAAUUUCAAAAACCAGUUACAAAGAAAUUAGCUGUUCCUGUAGAUGUUAGAAAAGUUAUGAAAACCCUUGAAGAUGCUAUAAGUUCAUAACAAUGCGAUGAUAAAAACUUAUUUUUAACGAAAAAAUCGAUAAAACAAGCAUGAAACACAAGAAAAUUAAGCAAAGCCAUCGUUAAA
This is a messenger RNA of Centruroides sculpturatus (bark scorpion), 1679 nucleotides long. RefSeq names its product septin-1-like. Gene Ontology annotation, biological process: cytoskeleton-dependent cytokinesis; regulation of exocytosis. Gene Ontology annotation, cellular component: cell division site; synaptic vesicle; septin ring. Gene Ontology annotation, molecular function: molecular adaptor activity; GTP binding; GTPase activity. Bases 1 to 1068 code for a protein of 355 amino acids. The record is from RefSeq and is a predicted model, not a curated record. The transcript is spliced from 9 exons. NCBI's taxonomy places the organism in Eukaryota, Metazoa, Arthropoda, Arachnida, Scorpiones, Buthidae.